This is a messenger RNA of Erinaceus europaeus (western European hedgehog), 2594 nucleotides long. It is a transcript of the gene EZR, whose product is annotated as ezrin. Gene Ontology annotation, molecular function: actin binding; cell adhesion molecule binding. Gene Ontology annotation, cellular component: filopodium; apical part of cell; microvillus. The transcript is spliced from 14 exons. Lineage: Eukaryota; Metazoa; Chordata; Mammalia; Eulipotyphla; Erinaceidae. The record is from RefSeq and is a predicted model, not a curated record. Gene Ontology annotation, biological process: positive regulation of protein localization to early endosome; regulation of organelle assembly; positive regulation of early endosome to late endosome transport. Bases 202 to 1962 code for a protein of 586 amino acids.
AAAUACCGGGGGGCGCAGCUCGGGGCGGGCGGGGAGGGGCGCGGCCCCGAGUCCGCCCCGCCGGGGACUCUCGGGAGCGCUGCGGGUGGCAGGUGACAGACGGCGGAGGCAGCCAGGUCUGCAGCUUCGGUCCCCUAGGCGCCCCCCUCCGGACAGGACAGGACGACCCCCUGAGCGCCCCGCGCCCCGCACGGACUCAAGAUGCCGAAGCCGAUCAACGUGCGAGUCACCACCAUGGACGCGGAGCUGGAGUUUGCCAUCCAGCCCAACACCACCGGGAAGCAGCUCUUCGACCAGGUGGUGAGGACCAUCGGGCUGCGAGAGGUGUGGUACUUUGGCCUGCAGUACGUGGACAACAAGGGCUUCCCUACCUGGCUGAAGCUGGAUAAGAAGGUGUCCGCCCAAGAGGUGCGGAAGGAGAGCCCCCUGCAGUUCAAGUUCCGGGCCAAGUUCUACCCUGAGGACGUGUCAGAGGAGCUGAUUCAGGACAUCACACAGAAGCUCUUCUUCCUGCAAGUCAAGGAGGGCAUCCUGAGCGACGAGAUCUACUGCCCGCCCGAGACGGCCGUGCUGCUGGGCUCCUACGCCGUGCAGGCCAAGUUUGGGGACUAUAACAAGGAGACCCACAAGGCGGGCUACCUGAGCUCCGAGCGCCUCAUCCCCCAGAGAGUCAUGGACCAGCACAAGCUCACCCGUGACCAGUGGGAGGACCGCAUUCAGGUGUGGCACGCCGAACACCGCGGUAUGCUCAAGGACAGCGCCAUGCUGGAGUACUUGAAGAUCGCCCAGGACCUGGAGAUGUAUGGCAUCAACUACUUCGAGAUCAAGAACAAGAAAGGCACUGACCUGUGGCUGGGGGUGGACGCCCUCGGGCUGAACAUCUACGAGAAGGAUGACAGGCUCACCCCGAAGAUCGGCUUCCCCUGGAGUGAGAUCCGGAACAUCUCUUUCAGCGACAAGAAGUUCGUCAUCAAGCCCAUCGACAAGAAAGCCCCAGACUUCGUGUUCUACGCACCGCGCCUGCGCGUCAACAAGCGCGUGCUGCAGCUGUGCAUGGGCAACCACGAGCUGUACAUGCGGCGCCGCAAGCCCGACACCAUCGAGGUGCAGCAGAUGAAGGCGCAGGCGCGCGAGGAGCGCCACCAGAAGCAGCUGGAGCGGCAGCAGCUGGAGACGGAGAAGAAGCGGCGGGAGACGGUGGAGCGCGAGAAGGAGCAAAUGCUGAGAGAGAAGGAGGAGCUGAUGCAGCGGCUGCAGGACUACGAGCAGAAGACCAAGAAGGCCGAGAAAGAGCUAUCAGACCAGAUCCAGCGCGCCCUGCAGCUGGAGGAGGAGCGCAGACGCGCCCAGGAGGAGGCCGAGCGGCUGGAGGCGGACCGGGUAGCCGCCCUGCGCGCCAAGGAGGAGCUGGAGCGCCAGGCCGUGGACCAGAUCAAGAGCCAGGAACAGCUGGCUGCAGAGCUGGCCGAGUACACGGCCAAGAUCGCCCUGCUGGAGGAGGCGCGGAGACGCAAGGAGGACGAAGUGGAGGAGUGGCAGCACCGGGCCAAAGAAGCGCAGGAUGACCUGGUCAAGACGAAGGAGGAGCUGCACCUGGUGAUGACGGCCCCCCCGCCUCCACCACCCCCCACCUAUGAGCCCGUCAACUACCACGUGCAGGAGGCGCCCCAGGAGGAGGGCCCCGAGUUCACGGACUUCAGCGCCGAGCUGUCGAGCGAGGGCAUCCAGGGCGACCGCAACGAGGAGAAGCGCGUCACCGAGGCCGAGAAGAACGAGCUUCUGCAGCGGCAGCUCAGGACGCUGUCCAGCGAGCUGUCCCAGGCCCGGGAUGAGAACAAGAGGACCCACAACGACAUCAUCCACAACGAGAACAUGCGGCAGGGCCGCGACAAGUACAAGACGCUGCGGCAGAUCCGCCAGGGCAACACCAAGCAGCGCAUUGACGAGUUCGAGGCCAUGUGAGGCCGGGGCCCCGCACCCCCACACCUGCUCCAAGAGCGCCCCGCCUGCCUCCCUGUACCAUAGCGGCCCCGGCCCCCCGUCCUGACCCAGUCAUUCCACCCGUGCUCAGAGCAGGGCCCCCCGGCAGGCCAGGCCCGUGGGGCUCCUGCGUGCGUGAUGAGCUCGUGGACCUGGAUCGCUUCUUGAUUUCGUGAAGGGUCGUCUCAUCUUUGUAUAUUUAUGUGUUUUUUUUUUUUUUUGAGGAGUGAGAAUUUUAUUUGAAAGCCCAGAGCACCUGCACACUGACCCCCCCCUCCCAUGGCAGCCCCGCUGUGAUUAUUCAGGAGGGACUGAGAGCACUCCUGCCUCUGCCUCUGCCUCUUGUUUCUGUUCCGCUUCAGCAGCUGUAGAGGGCUACCUUGCUGGACUCGCACCGGAUUAAUGAUCAGCUAUAGAGAAUAGUAUUUAUAUAUUAUAUAUAUAUAUAAAGAUAUAAUAGGGGUUUGUAACGUUAGUUUACAAAAGGGAAAAAAAACUUUUGUUCUGUAUAUUUUGUUACCUUUUACAGAAUAAUAAAUGGAUUAUGUACGAAAAGCCAUGUAACCCAGGGCACUUGGUCUGAGCAGCAAAGCACAGAAAUGAAACAGAUGAAC